AAAGGAAAGAAAGGAGCUGCUCAGUCAGUACAGCAGUGCCGCUGGAGAGCUCUCGUCGACCGUAGGCUCCAGCCGAAAAAAAAGACGCGACACCUAACGUUUUAUUUUCCAUUUUAUUUAUUAAUUUCUCAUCGUGUCUUCACCUCAAACAAGAUGUAACUCUUGUUGACUCCACCUCAAGUAUAUUCAUGCAUUUGAAAAGAGCCGGGAGUGAGUGCGCAGAGACGAGAAGCCGAGCUGUUCUGGCGAAUGGAAGUUAUUGUUGUGCAUUUGUUUUGACUAUGUUAUCCCCGAGUGAGUUGGGGUUCAGUCCGUCUCUGUCCGUCGUCGACCCUUGAAUUUUUGGGAUUUAUAUCCGAAGGGUUUAAGGGAAACACCGAAGGAGGAUUGUGCGAAGCCAGAGGUGGUUUUCCUACAGAGCCGGGGAUUUAAAUCGUCAUUUGGUGGUGGCUCCGGGAGAGGCGAGAGUCAAAGAAAGAAAUUCAUGUGGCCAUUCUCUUUAUAGCCAAACAUUUUUUGGGGAUUGCAUAAUGAGCAAGGAAAGACCUAAGAGGAAUAUCAUUCAGAAGAAAUAUGAUGACAGUGAUGGGAUCCCGUGGUCGGAGGAGCGGGUGAUGCGGAAGGUGCUUUACCUCUCCCUGAAGGAGUUUAGGAGUGCACAGAAACGGCAGCUGGAUGGUGAUGGAACCACAAACUCCAAUGGUUCCCUAGCCAAUGGGCAGCUGAAUGGCUCGGGGUCAAAGGGGAGCCACAAAGAAGAUGGGUCCUUGCGCUCUCAGGGGUUGGAUGGGAGCAAUGAGUACUGUGAGGACAGUCCUGCAAAGAAGAGACCUCGACUCCAGGCCCAGAGGAAGUUCGCCCAGUCACAGCCCAACUCGCCCAGCACUACGCCCGUCAAAGUGGCUGAUCCAGGCAGCCUGAACACCGGUCUGGCCACUGUGCCCUCCUCUUCUCUCUCAUCGCUCUCUUCUUUAUCGCUGUCCUCUUCCAUUCAGGACCUGUCCAAGCGCAAGCCCAAGACGGAGGACUUCCUCACCUUCCUCUGCCUCAGAGGUUCAUCGGCACUGCCCAGCAACAUGGCCUACUUUGGAAGCUCCCAGGAAGAGGAGGACCUGGAUGAGGAGGAGGAGGAAGAGGAAGAGGAGGAGGAAGAGGUGAGGAACGGAGGUGGCAUCCACUCCCACGGUGUGGGAAGCAGCAACCAAGCCUCAGCCUCCUCUUCUUGUCACUCAACACCCCGCAAGGGCAAGCUCCCCACCAGGCAGCCACUCAACGGGCACGUGUUCAACAGCCAUGGUAAAGCAGGGACCACAGAGAGUCCAAGGCCCAAGAUGGGAACUCACGGCAGGGAUGCACCUGCCCCGACAUUGCCACCUCCUCCACCUCCACCUCCACCCCUCCUGAGAGAGCGCAGUGAGAGAGCGGAAGCACGGGAGCAUGCGAGGAUGCAACAGGCUAUGGCUAGCGGUCGAGGAUCCACCAACAGGCUGGCACCAAAGAGAGCUGCUGAGGAGCUACGCAAGCAGGUCUCUAAAGUGAACAGGCUGACGCGGGCAGGCUCGGCACAAGCUGUUGGUGGUGCCAAAAAGAGUCGUGACUUCCGACUGCCGUCCAAAACUGUGAAGAAGUACACAGCCACCGUAUCCAAGGGCCACAUAACCUACACCAAAGCCAAACAGAAAGAAUUGGGCAAGAAAACCAAACUCAGCAGCAACAACAAACACAACAGCGCCGCCUCGGCACCAUCGUCAGCGAACAAUCACAAUCAGCACAGCCAGCCAGCAGCCAGCAAUGGGCUGGCAAACUCAGGAAAAGCAGCGGCACCAGCCCACCACAGCAAUGCAAAAACCCGCAAACAGGUGCUACUAUCCAAUGGGCUGCACAAUGUGGCUGCAGGCGCCCGCCUCAAUGGCAGGCUAAAUGGACAGCGGCACAACACCCUGGCCAAGGAGGUCGGGCAGAAACAGUGCCAGCACAGCCAGGGGGAGUGCGCGGGUCGAGAGGGACUGCGUAACUCUAAGCGGCGUCUGGAGGUGGUGCUCAACUCAGUGGGGACAGAGAUUCUUGAGCAGAAAGCCAAAACCACUGGGGCUGAGGCCAAGAAGGCAAGGCUUCAGCCCACACCCCUGGAGACACGCAGCAGCAAGAAAGUGGCCAAUCAAGAGAAAGCUGCCAUGCAGAUUACUAACCCUACCACUCCAGUUUCUAAUGGACAUGAAUCAGAAACACCCUCUUCUCCUAAACAAACUCCACCUGUUACCCCGCUUCCACCUCCUACUACCCCUCUUCAGCAAACCCCACCUCCCUCUACACCAGCAGUCAACGCAGAGCCAGUGAACCAGCGACCCAAGCGAGCAUCGGCCGGCAAGCUGAUGUUGAUACGACAAGCACAGCAGCAGAGCAGGUCUCAUGGUCGGAGCUCCUCCUCUUCCUCCCCCUCAUCAGGCCAGAACCCCAGUCGUGCCAGCACUACCUCAGACACCCAACAAACCUCUGUGUCCUCCUCCACCACCACCUCCUCCCUGCUUACUUCCACCAACAGCCCUGGGCAGCUCAAACCAGUGAAUUUGCGGCCCAUAGACCGUGACAAGGAGUGGGAGCGUGAGAAAGAAAUGACACGCCAGAAGGAGCGCGAGCAGGAGAAGGAGUGGGAGCGCCAGCGGAGCAAGCCAGAGGGCUGGGCAGCGCUGGGUGAAGUCCCUGUCUUCUGGCCAGUGCCACGGGAGUUUCAGGACCCCCUUGUGUACUUGGAUGCGGUGAGGGAACAGGCUGAGGCGGCUGGCAUGUGUCGUGUGGUCCCGCCUCCAGACUGGCGGCCUGAGUGCAAGCUGAGCGAGGAGAUGCGUUUUGUUACACAGGUGCAGAGGGUCCACAUGCUGGGCCGGCGCUGGGGCCCCAACGUGCAGCGACUGGCCUGCAUCCGCAAGCACCUCAAAUCUCAGGGCAUUACCAUGGAUGAGCCACCUGUCAUUGGUGGUUGUGAAGUGGACCUGUCACGUUUUUUCCAGCUCAUCAAUGAUAUGGGCGGGAUGCAGCAGGUGAUGGACCUGAAGAAGUGGACCAAGCUGGCUGACCUUCUGCGUAUCCCUAAGUCGGCGCAGGACCGGCUGGCCAAGCUGCAGGAGGCCUACCUCCAGUACAUCCUCUCAUAUGAUUCGCUCAGCGCAGAGGAGCGCCUCCGACUGCAGACUGAGGUGCUGCAAGAGAAAAAGAACCUGGAGUCACGGCAGGGCCCUCUGGAGGGUCUCUCGGACUCCUCAGCACCUAGUGCUCUGGUACUGCCGCGCUAUGAGCCCAAGAAUGGGCUAGUAGGUGGAAUAGUGGGAGGGACAACAGGGCACCAUCGCACCAAUGGAGUGUAUCACCGUCUGAAGGAGCUGGAGGCUCAGGUCAAAGCGGGCCGGCGCCGGCUCUUUGCUCAGGAAAAACAAGGCAAAGAGGACAGGCAGCAUGGAGUGGAUCAGGAGGAGGAGGAGGACAGGGGCGUUCUCACUGACCAGCACAAAUGUAUUUACAAGGGGAAAUCGGUGUCUUUGACUAACUUCUUCAGGAUAGCCCGGAACACCAUGACUAUGUGCUUUAACAAGGAACCAGGGGCUGCUGAGGUUGAGCAAGAGUACUGGAGGAUUGUGGAGCAGAGAGACAGCCACGUGGCAGUGCAUUGUGGGAAGGCAGACACCAGUACACAUGGAAGUGGUUUCCCCAUAGGAAAGUCAGAGCCAUUUUCAAAACAUGGAUGGAACCUCGCUGUCCUCCCCAAUAACUCUGGAUCCAUUCUGAGACAUCUGGGUGCUGUGCCUGGGGUCACCAUUCCCUGGCUAAACAUUGGCAUGGUCUUUUCUACCUCAUGCUGGUCUCGAGACCAAAAUCACCUUCCAUAUAUUGAUUACUUACACACUGGUGCUGAUUGCAUUUGGUAUUCUGUCCCUGCUGAGGAGAAGGCUAAGCUGGACAAGGUGGUCCAUACACUGCUUCAAGCUAAUGGCACCCCAGGACUAGAAAUGUUGGAGAAGAAUAUCAUGAUCUCUCCCGAGGUGCUUUGCCGUGAGGGGAUCAAGGUUUACCGUACGGUGCAGCGGAGCGGCCAGUUUGUGGUCUGCUUCCCCGGUGCCUUUGUUUCUAAAGUGUGCUGCGGCUACAGCGUGUCAGAGACAGUGCACUUUGCCACACCACACUGGAUGAACCUGGGUUACCAGGCUGCAAAGGACCUGAAAUGUCGUCAUAUAGCCAAACCCUUCUCCAUGGAGAAGCUACUGUACCAGAUCGCCACAGCCGAGUCCAAGAGGGACAAUGGCCUUCUCCUUACCACCAUCUCCGCCCUACUCAAAGACCUCAGGAACAUAGAGAUGCGGCAACGACAGGAACUUUACAAGGCAGGCUUGCUCUCCUCUGCUCGCUAUGGCACUCAUGACGGCAGCCUAGGGCCUGGCGAGGGGCGCAAGAAGCCUCGUGGGAAAUGGCUAGCACUGGAGUCCUCAGAGAGACGCUGCCAGAUCUGUCAGCACCUCUGCUACCUGUCCAUGGUGGUUCAGGAGACGGACAAUGUGGUCUUCUGUCUGGAGUGUGCCCUGCGCUACGUGGAGAAGCACAAGUCCUGCAGAGGCCUUAAGAUGAUGUACCGAUACGAUGAGGAGCAAAUCAACAGUUUGGUGAACCAAGUGUGUGGUCGGGCCAUGUUAAAGAAUGGCAGCAACGGUGGAGUCGUCGUCGUCAGUGGAGGGGGGGGGGACCCCUGGAAAAAAGCAGGAUAUUCUCCUCCAAAGAAAGCAGUUGCACUCUCCCUCCUGCACAAUACUCUGUAUCCCCUCACCGUGUCAGCUUUCCGUUUGCAAAGAGCUCAGGCAUGA
Monopterus albus (swamp eel) is the source of this 4847-nucleotide messenger RNA. RefSeq names its product jumonji and AT-rich interaction domain containing 2b (gene jarid2b). Gene Ontology annotation, biological process: regulation of gene expression; chromatin remodeling. NCBI's taxonomy places the organism in Eukaryota, Metazoa, Chordata, Actinopteri, Synbranchiformes, Synbranchidae. The record is from RefSeq and is a predicted model, not a curated record. The coding region runs from base 531 to 4847 and encodes 1438 amino acids. The transcript has 19 exons. Gene Ontology annotation, molecular function: DNA binding. Gene Ontology annotation, cellular component: chromatin; nucleus.